Messenger RNA from Bacillus rossius redtenbacheri, 1652 nucleotides. RefSeq names its product epoxide hydrolase 4-like. Gene Ontology annotation, molecular function: hydrolase activity. Lineage: Eukaryota; Metazoa; Arthropoda; Insecta; Phasmatodea; Bacillidae. The record is from RefSeq and is a predicted model, not a curated record. The transcript has 6 exons. The coding region runs from base 537 to 1562 and encodes 341 amino acids.
AUGACAAGAAAUGGUCAAAAAUGGCCUUAAAGGACCUAAAAUUUGCCCAAAAUGCUCAAGAACACAUAAUUGUUUUCUUUGCCUGAAAGCUAGGGGGAGCCAAGGACCCACCCUGCCCAUAGGUAUGGGCGCCCUUGGCGUCUGACGAUGACUUGGGUCCUGGGAAGUUGCGGAAGUGGUCGGUUUUGGCCCAUUUGAAGGAGAAAGCCGACAAUGUGAAGAUUUUGAAUUCACCGGCUUCCGAGUGCAUGCUGCGAGAAAAGAUCCCGGGCCAAAGCAAAACUUCGUAGGAUAAAGAUAACACGGCAGAACUUGCCAAGUCAUUUCUUUUACUUCUGAGUACGCGAGAUAAAACGUGUUACUCAUCAUUGGGAGAUCGCGACAGGCGACGACCUUGGACUGGCGCGCAGACUGCAAUGUCAUUCCACACGAGUUAACCUCGGCGAUGCGCGUUUGUUUCGUUCACCCAUUCUCUUCUCCGCGCAGCCGCUGGGCACAGCGCUGCUCUCUGGCGGUUGAGAUAACACGCAGGGAGAAUGUCUUUGAAAAAUAUCAUUAUCGGUUACUGUUUCGCUCUGUACUACGGAUUGAUCGUCUGUGCUCACGUGUUCUGGAGGUGGCUGAAAAACCCUUCGAAAAAUGUAUUUGCAGUGAAGGAGAGGCCCGAACCACCGCCUUGUCUACUUGACCCGGCGUACGGUUCUCACUGUUACGUUACAGUCAACGGCAUCAAAAUCCACUAUGUCGAGAAAGGCGACAAAUCGAAACCACUUAUGCUGUUUUUACAUGGAUUCCCAGAAUUUUGGUAUUCGUGGCGGUACCAAAUCAAAGAAUUCAGCAAGGAUUACUGGACUGUUGCAAUGGACAUGCGAGGUUACGGCGACUCGGACAAACCUUCUGGAAUUCGCAACUACCAGUUGAAGUACCUCGUAGAUGAUGUUGUAAAGGUUAUUGAAGCUUUAGGCCGUGAGAAGUGCGUCCUGGUGAGCCACGACUGGGGCGGUCUCGUGGGGUGGGCCGUGCUGCAGGCCCGUCCGGACAGGCUGGAGCGGUACGUCGUCAUGAACGCCCCGCCGGUCUCCGUGUUCAAGGAACUGCUCGCCACCAACAAGGCGCAGUUUCGCAAGUCCUGGUAUAUGUUUUUCUACCUCCUGCCGAUUCUCCCAGCCCUGGUUUUGAGAUCGUGGGAUAUAAGAAUAUUUGACGAAAUAUUCAAAAAGAAAAUUUCCAGCACACCACAGGAGACUGAAGAAGACAUCGAAGCUUUCAAAUACACUUUUAGCAAAGCAGGAGCAUUUUCCGGCCCUUUGAACUACUAUCGGGCUCUAAUGCUUGGAAUUGGCACUUCAUCUUUGAAACCAAAGCCUGUUGAAGACCCACCAAGAGGUUUGUUCCUGUUUGGGGAAAAAGAUGAUUUCAUUGAAAUUGCUACAGUUGAAAUGGCCGAGAAGAGCAUAAAGAACCUUUCCACAAAAAUAGUGAAAGACGCGAACCACUUUGUGCAGCAGGAUGAACCUGUGAUUGUCAACAAAUUGAUGAGAGAUUUUCUGAAUGAAAAAUAAUCCUGGUUUUUUAUAAUUAUUUUUUAUAAUGUUUUGUAAAAUAUUGAUAAAGUGUAUUUACAAUAAAAUAAUAUUUUUUUAAAUAUAAAA